Molecule: messenger RNA, 3558 nt
Organism: Kazachstania africana CBS 2517
Lineage: Eukaryota; Fungi; Ascomycota; Saccharomycetes; Saccharomycetales; Saccharomycetaceae
Gene: TFC3
Product: transcription factor TFIIIC subunit TFC3
Exons: 1
Coding region: 1-3558 (1185 amino acids)
Biological process (GO): transcription initiation at RNA polymerase III promoter; 5S class rRNA transcription by RNA polymerase III
Cellular component (GO): transcription factor TFIIIC complex
Molecular function (GO): DNA binding
Source: RefSeq, a predicted model, not a curated record
AUGUCUACGGUUCUGCCAUUCCCUGACGAACUGGUUGAUAAGUUAUGCGAGGAGAUAGCAUAUAAUAAAGGUAAGAUCAAACUUUCACAGUUAUGGAACAUAUCUAAAAAUUUCAUGGUAAUCAAUGAGGAUAAUAAUAAAUCAAUUAAAAACUUUAUUUUCUCCUGCUUAUCGUCAAAUAGUGAUGUUUUGAUACAUGAAAAUGAGAAGAUACUAGCAAAGAAUGGAAUCGAUUUUGAAAAAAUAUUGGAAAAUGAAGGGUCUAUUAGUGUGUCAAUUAGUGAAGAUAAACUGUGGAUAAUAUUGACUGGAUAUAGUAAAAAAGAGUCUAGCAUAGGUAAUAUGCCCUUUGAACUUCUUUUAGAGAUAGCCAAGUCCAAAGAAAAUGGAAUAAACACCAUGGAAUUGACUUCUAUUACGAAACAGGACUCAAGAAGUAUAACUGGCCGUAUCAAGAAAAUAAGCCAUCUUAUCAGUGAUCGUCAAAUUGUCUAUAAGGGCCAUUUGGUGAAACAUAUUACGUUAAAGAAGUUUGCGAAUCUAAAAAGCCCUCCAGUCGACAAGCCAUAUGUCAAUAUGCGUGAACAAUUCAGUAAAAUAGUAGAGAUUGUUAAGAACUCUAAAAAUGGUAUAAGACAAACGACUGAUCUUAAGCGAGAGUUAAACUUUGAUAAGGAAAAAAGACUGUCAAAGGCGUUCAUUGCGGCAAUCAGUUUUCUAGACGAGAAGGGCUACCUGAAGAAGGUUUAUGUUGUCUCUCCUAAUAACCCACGAAUCAAGAUAAGGUGUGUUAAAUAUCUACGCGAUUACGUACCAGAGAAUAGCAACAAUAAUUCAUAUGAUGGUUAUGAGUCCUCAAGCUCCGAAGAUGGAGAAGAUAACAAUGGAGCUAAUAAACUCAAUUUAGAAGAGGAGGAAAUGCUUGAGGGACUUGACAGCUUCAAUGCUACUGGCCUGUUACAAAGUCAAAAUGGUUUCAUUAUGGAAGAGCAACCUGCUAUAGAAAAGGAAACUGUCACAUUGAAUAGAUUUUACCCAUUACAAAAUCAAACCUUCGAUCUUGUUGAAAAGAAAGGCCAAACGGGGUUGUCCACAAUGGAUACGAUCAAAACAUUGGUGGGAACUGAUUACAAAAGGGCUUUUACCAAAAUCAGUGAAUUUUACAUUGGAAGUAGUGGAAAAAAACAAACUGGUCAAUCAAGCGAUUACAAUUUAACCAAAAUUUAUGACUUUGAAGGUAAAAAAAAAUUCUUCAGGCUAUUCACAGAACAAUAUUUUAAUGAAAUGACUAAUCCUACCAGCCCUUUCCACUAUGAUGGCUUUUCAGGACUAAAAUCACAAACGGCCGAUAUCAUCUCAUUGAAUAAGGGGAAUUACAUGCCUUUAAAUACGACCUUAAGGUUUGGUAUUGAUUCUAACAACAAUGAGGUUUUCUUUUGGAAUGGAGAGGAUAUUGGUACACUGAAAACGAAUGCCAUAAAAAAGUUAACCAAACAGGAAAGGAAGCGUUUAGAAGAACAACAAGAAGAGGAAAGAAAAGCCAAGAAGAGGAAACUGGAAGUGGCCGCCCCUGCAAUGAAUGAAGCGUCAACAGCAUCCUCUUCUGAACAAGGCACUACUGGCACUCCCCUUGUUACAUUGACGGCACCUAAGGUUAGUCUUCAAGAUAAAUCUGCUGUUAAUAUUGAUGGGUUCACUGCAGCUUCAUUAAGGUCGCUACAGAGACAGAAAACCAUUUUGGAAGUGUUGAAAAGUGCAGGAGGUAUAUUAUUUUUACGAGAACAAUUUCUCGAUGAGGUUUCGAGAUUGAUGAAAUCAAGUACUUUGCUUGACAAGAAAACGGUGAAUGGCGAUAUUGAGUUAAUGAUAAAAAGUCAAAAGUUGAAUAUACGCUACGAGCCUAAAGGAAGAAGAAGGUUACUAUAUUUGCCCAACCUUACCGAGGAUGACAUAAUAAGGUAUUUGACAAAAGAGAAGGACAAAAAGAAAACCAAGUUUAGUGAUGUUACUCAUAACACAGAUAUCUACUUUUUUGACCAAACGGCCAAAGAUAAAUUCAACAGAGGUACUAAGUCAGCCGAGAGAGUUCGUAAGUACCAAAACAAGACAAGAAAGAAAGCAACUGUAUCCGAUGAGGGGUCCACAGCUGGCAAGAAAAAAAUACCAAAAGUGGGGUCCAAGAAAAAGGAAAAAGAAGCCCUCUUCUCUUCUAUUCACGAUGCUAAUGUAGAAGAAACACUUGCAGCAAAUAAGGAGAAAGUCAGUAAAGCAAGAAUGGUUUUCCAUGUAGCUAAAAAAUCAGGUAUUGAGGCCUUGAUAAUGUCUGUUGUCAUCACAAAAAGUAUUACCAAUGAAAUUCAAUGGAGUAAAAUUUCGCAGCUUUUCCCAAAAAAUGCGUUAGAUAACUUGAAGAAGCAAUGGACUAAACGUAGAGUGAAAAUGGGCCAUGCUGGUUGGAAAGCUUAUGUUGAUAAAUGGAAAAAGAUUUUGGUUCUUGGGAUAAAAAAUGAAAAAGUUACAUUGGAGCAGGCAGAGAACCUAGAUUUACCUGUAUUAAUCAACUUGUGGGUUGAUUAUGAAAAAGGAAGAAAUGAUAAACCGGUCCUUUUAUAUCAGAAUUAUGAAGAAAACAGGAAAAGAAAUACUUUUGUCAAAGAUACUAGCUCACGUGCUUUACAAACUGGGCUAGUUAUGUCUUCUAUGAUUCAAAGAGAAACUUCCUCUUUAAAGCAAACGUAUACGUAUGAAUUAGAGAAAAAAAUAGACGAGGACAUUUCAGAUAAGUUCACAGAAGGCCAAAUCAGAUCUGCUAUAAGAUCUAUUCUCAUAGAUAAAGUAGAAACUGGAAAAGAUGAAAUCAGUUUAUUGAAUGAAGUUCCGAAAGAAGAACUGGAUAAAAUAAUAAUGGAUAUGGCGAAAGAGAAGCAAGUUUACCUGCGUGGCUCUAAAUUAGCAGCGACAAGCAUCGUAAAAGAAUAUUUAGAAUUAAGGGGCUCAUACCAAUCUUUCCUAAACUCUGCCACCUACACGACCAAAUUCGAAGAAUUUUUGACUGCUGGUAAUGGUAUUGUCAUUCACCAAGAAAUAUCUGAUAUUGCAGCUUGCCUAUUGAUUGACCUUAUUGUUAAUAGAAAGAUAAGGCUUGAUAUAAUUCCGAUGCCAAGAGAUAUAGAACCGUUCAACUAUACGACUAGACAUUUUGAAAUUGAUACAUUAACGCCUCCAUUGAUAGUUUCUGGAAAUAUUGGAGACAAAAGUUUGUUUGCGUCUAGUAAAAAUGUACCAGUACCACUUGGAAAAGCCUAUUCUAGAUUGUGGAUUGACUCGGACGGUUUACUUAGACAAAAUAUCUGGAAACAGCUAAUCGCAAUUGUAAUAAAAGAAGUCAUGUUUCACCCUGGUGUGACAGUAAGUAGGUUGGAGCAGCUCUCUCAUAACAUGAUUUCUGAAAUUGAACUGGAUGAAAUUUGUCAAUGGCUCGUGAAGAAGGACAUGUUAUAUGAGCUGCCUUUCAAGGGCUACUGUGUAAAUCAUCAGUGGUAUAGAAUUUUAGUUUGA